AUGACUCCAGCUCUGCUCCUCGGUCCUGUUUAUCCUCCUCGCUCUGUUUCCUGCAUCAGGAGCAGUUUUAACAUAAAAGAUGGAGAUCCACCGGGAAUCUGCAGACCUCCUCCUCCUCCUCCUCCUCCUCCUCCUCCUCUCUGGAUGAAGAGCGGAGGAGAUUUUUGGAUUUGCGGUUGAAUUUUUCAUGUUGUUGUCUCCCCUGACGUUGAGUCGGUUUCUGCAGAAACAAAGAAAGAGCUGCAGGUGAACCAUCAUCGGACUGUAAAUCAGCAGACGAGAGAAAAACACCGAGGAGACGAGAGGAGGAGAGGAGGAGAGGAGGAGAGGAGGAGAGGAGGGGAGGAGGGGAGGAGGAGAGGAGGAGAGGAGGGGAGGAGGAGAGGAGGAGAGGAGGGGAGGAGGAGAGGAGGAGGAGAGGAGGAGAGGAGGGGAGGAGGAGAGGAGGAGGAGAGGAGGAGAGGAGGGGAGGAGGAGAGGAGGAGGAGGAGGGGAGGAGGAGAGGAGGAGAGGAGGGGAGGAGGAGAGGAGGAGAGGAGGAGAGGAGGGGAGGAGGGGAGGGGGAGAGGAGCAGAGGAGGAGAGGAGGAGAGGAGGAGAGGAGGGGAGGAGGAGAGGAGGAGAGGAGAGGAGGAGAGGAGGAGAGGAGGGGAGGAGGGGAGGAGGAGAGGAGGAGAGGAGGAGAGGAGGAGAGGAGGAGAGGAGAGGAGGAGAGGAGGAGAGGAGGAGAGGAGGGGAGGAGGGGAGGGGGAGAGGAGCAGAGGAGGAGCAGCUCCACGCUCAGCUGAGGGUCACGACCACGUUCAUCCACCUGAGGGUCAUCGCCGUCACAUGAUCAGGUUUUUAGGAGAGGUUCAAACAUUUACCAUCAGCCCGAGUAAAACCUGGCCCGGCUGCUCAACUGGUGGUCCCUGGGCCAAACUCGACCCACCAGCAACAUCUGGGUGGUCCCAGACCUGA
Molecule: messenger RNA, 959 nt
Organism: Xyrichtys novacula (pearly razorfish)
Lineage: Eukaryota; Metazoa; Chordata; Actinopteri; Labriformes; Labridae
Source: the annotation of a GenBank genome assembly